AUGGCAGACUUACUCCCGUUAGUUAGUUUUUUUAUCAACUCCAGUGCAAGCAUUCAAUUGAGUCCGAUCCAGUCCGAAUUGCUGCUUAUCUGGCAUGCUUACUGUAGAGACAACUACAAAAUAAGCAUAUCUUCUUUUGUGGAUCAGGUAAGUAGGAUUAACGAGAUCACCAAAGGUUGUUUCUGGAAGGAUUUGGAUUCAAUUAACUCAGAAUGUGCAUUGGAGUACAUUAAUAUUGACAAGUUGGUGGAUUUAGAAGAAUUCUUAAAAGUAGAGGAUGAUAAUGACCCAAACAGGACGAAUUCUCUUAUGGAUAUUGACCAAACUUCUCCGUUGCCGCUGUAUAGCGCUGAAGACUUUUUCCACAUGUUGAAUAAGCCCAUGAAUCCGCCUUUAAAUGCAUUGGAAAUCUUAAUUACAAAGCCAACAGCUAGAAAAGAAUUGACUAUCUCCAAGAUGAAAGUCAAGUGGCCAAAGAGGCAAUUUGCAGAAGUCUGCAGAAACAAUUCCCACGUACACACUCUAUCUAACAUAUUUGGUAAUGGGGGUGACCAGAUCAGUAAAUUGAGAGGUAAAGUUAGCUCUACUAUAUACCAGUGUACGUUGAAAAAUGUUCAUUACUUGCCAAUUAUAACUAACUACACUGACAUUCUGUUGGGAGAUUGCUCUUAUUUAGAUACCUGCCAUAGAAUGAAGACUUGUAGAUAUUUGCAUUACUAUACGUUGAACGCAUCACAAUGUGACGAUGUCAAAAAUGACAAUCUUUCUAAGAAAUUCUACCUAGAUUGUAUUGCAAAUGAAUACACGCUCGGAGACUGUCUCCUUGAAUAUAAAAGGGCAGUACUACCUCCACAGUGGAUCUCUUGUGACGUUAGGCAAAUCCCAUUUCUGAUUCUAGGAAAAUUUGCAGUAAUCAUUUCAGACCCUGCAUGGGACAUUCAUAUGUCACUACCAUAUGGAACCUGCAAGGACGUUGAGUUGUUAUCCUUGCCAAUGAAUGAGUUACAGGAUGAAGGAAUUAUACUUCUUUGGGUUACUGGUAGAUCAAUUGAGACCGGUCGCAAAGCACUUACCAGUUGGGGCUAUACGAUUUCUGAUGAGAUCAUUUGGGUAAAAUUGAAUCAAUUGCGAAGAACCAUUGUUACUGGAAGAACAGGGCACUGGUUGAACCAUUCCAAAGAGCAUUUGUUGGUAGGUGUAAAAGGUGGUAAUCUCCCGUGGUUGAACAGGUUAGUGGAUUCUAGUAUCGUUGUCAGCUCCACUAGGGAAACACUGAGAAAACCGGAUGAAAUUUACCAAAUUGUAGAAAGAAUUGUGGGGAAACAUGCAAGAAAGUUAGAGCUAUUUGGAAGGGAUCAUAACAUCAGACCAGGUUGGUUUACAAUAGGAAAUCAGGUUCUGGGAGUCUCGAUAUAUGAAGAAGAAGUAAGAAUCAAGUACGAAGAAUACAAAAAGUUAACAGAUCGAAAAAAGAGGUUAUAG
Molecule: messenger RNA, 1482 nt
Organism: Dujonia railenensis
Lineage: Eukaryota; Fungi; Ascomycota; Pichiomycetes; Serinales; Debaryomycetaceae
Source: the annotation of a GenBank genome assembly